Molecule: messenger RNA, 592 nt
Organism: Musa acuminata subsp. malaccensis (wild Malaysian banana)
Lineage: Eukaryota; Viridiplantae; Streptophyta; Magnoliopsida; Zingiberales; Musaceae
Source: RefSeq, a predicted model, not a curated record
UCCGCUCUUUGCGUUGGUGUUAGGAUUCGUGCUUCUGAUCCGAUCCGGAGAUGCGUGGCGGCGACCAGCAAUCACGGCUCCUCUACGAACUCUGUGCCCUCCUCCUCGCCGCCCUCCACUCCUCUCCCCAUGACGCCCCUGCCACCCUCUACCCGCCCGGGCCGGUGUCGCCAGCGGGGUUCGCGUCGUUCCUCCUCGGGGCGUCGCUGGCGAUGAUGCUGGGCGGGUCCCUGACGUUCUUGAUCGGGUUCCUGCUGAUGCCCUGGGUGAUCGGCCUCUUGAUGCUGCUGUAUGUCGUCGAGAUCGUCUCCAGCUUGUCCGGCUUGGGCAGGGCGAUCGUCUGCCCGGAUGCCCCCCUCAUGGAUCAAGGAAAUGUCAGAUCAACUAUUUUCGAAGCUGCCAAUUGAUUAGAUUUAAAACGGCAACUGAUUGUAGAAUAGCCUCUCUUAGUUCCUGCUAGUUAUUGCUGGGCAAGCAUGGAUGUGAUCUGUACAAAUCGAAACCAGUCAUAGUAUCUGCUCUGCCUGGGCUGAUAUAUUUGUCCUUGUGUUCUCUUAACUACCAUGUAACUGCUAUUGCUCCUUUGCUCUUU